CAUGUCCGUCUAGGUCGCUCGCGUGUCUCCCGUCCCCUGCCCUUCUUUCGCUUUCUUCCCUCGCCUACACGCACCCUCGAUUAGUGCUGGCGACCUGGAGAACCAUGGUUAACAAAUCCGUACGCAAGUCCAAGAACGGCACCAUCCUGUUCGAGCCCUUCAUCGUCUACCGUAUACACCGGUGAUCAGACGCACGCCUCCCUCCUGCCUCAACGCACCGCUGCCCGCAUACAGUCGUGUCGUUCAACCGGCCCUUCUUAUCAACCCCUGCCUCCGCAGACCGUCCCCCAGCGCCCAUGCCAUCAGCACCACAACAAUCUUGGCCCCCAUCCCUUUUCUACAUGGCUCGCUCUAAGCUGAAUACCGCCGUCUCCGGCGUCAGCAAGGACUCUAGCAGUCUCCACCGCUGGGUCCUCCUCAAAAAUUCCAUCCUCCGUUCUCACACAGUCGACCCUGCCCCGCCCACGGCAGACGCUGAUGUACAACAUGUAUAUAGACCCGACGACGAGGCACACGACGAGGUUGAGGAGGAUGCCUUCAUGUUCCCUGAUCCCCACGCUCUUGGCUCUCGCAGCGCCGGCGGUGGCGACUCCGAGAAGCAGUGGCUAGACUCGCUUUUGGAAGAUCUUGGCGACGACGACGACUAUGCGGAUGUUGACGGUCCCGCUGCGUCGAGCUCAUCAUUGCCCGUAGACGAAGACGACGAGCAGCUGAGUCCGUUGUGUUCACCAAGCUCAUCAUCGGACGACCUCGUCGGACAGCACUCCAGCUUGUUCUAUCAGCCGCCACCUAUUGCGGUACCCUACCCUGUACCAUAUCCCCCUCUCCAUUCCCCACUUUCGCCCUCUUGGCUCCAGCUGGACUCGUGUGACCAUGAUCCCCUUCCCUACUUCGACGUAGAUGACGACGUAGAGGACCUCUGCAUGCCAGACGCGAUCGAGGACACGUCCGACGACGAGUCCGACGCGCUUUCGACGCCAUACAGCCGGUCCAUGUCAUCGUUGUCCCCUACCGACCCAGCGUCUGUGCCGUUGCCCGCGGAACGGACGCGGUUGCGCGGCCAUCCCCACGUGUACGUUGAGUCGGACAGUGACUAUUUCUACCCUUUCGAGCUCGAUCCGCCUCUCCCCUUCCACGACGAAGACCAUUCGGAUAGCGACCGCGUCUUCCGUUCCCCCAUCUACCAGGAGUGUUAGCCCUUUGUCAUGUCGAUUAUUCCCUUCCUUCGUGUAUAUACUGUUACGCCACUACCAUCAUCAUCACCUGCCGCUUGCUCUCCCCCUCCCCACUCUCGUCUACACGUCCUUCGCCUCCUGUGUUGUCGUAUAUUACUCGUCGUAUGCUCUCCUUCCUCCACAGUGUCGUGUUAAUCCCUCUCUUACUCUCGGGUGUCCAUAGUACUUGUUUUCCACAUGCAGGGUUGCUUUGAUAAUGACCGUCAUAUGUGUAAUAAUAUGGGGUCUAAUACAUCGUGUUCGAG
This is a messenger RNA of Dichomitus squalens LYAD-421 SS1, 1480 nucleotides long. RefSeq lists its product as uncharacterized. The transcript is spliced from 2 exons. The coding region runs from base 342 to 1196 and encodes 284 amino acids. NCBI's taxonomy places the organism in Eukaryota, Fungi, Basidiomycota, Agaricomycetes, Polyporales, Polyporaceae. The record is from RefSeq and is a predicted model, not a curated record.